GUUAUUGUGCAUGUCAAAAGUAUGUUUUGAAUGCAACACUCGUGUUUUCUUUGAUUGUGCUGGCUCUGAAGCGACCAUAGUUGAUUCUUUUCAUAUUCUUUUUCUACAUUAAAUAAAUUUUAUGCAAAAUGGAAAUUAUCAAUCCCAAUGCCGCAAUCCUAACCAACUUCGAAGUUAUGAGCACACUAAAAAACAUGAAAAGCAGCAAAAAGAAGCAUGGAUUGCGCAAUUUGGCCACCAUCACGUAUGAAACGGUUCAAUACUUGGAGGAUACAGCAUGCAAAGAACAAUGUUCUGAGUCUAUAGUAGAGUUCCUGAAAGCAAUGAAGCAGUUCAAUCUGACUAAAAACGAGUGCUUAAUGAUGAUAAACGAUCCCCCAGGCUCAGCACUUCACAUCCAAAUUAUGAUAGAGGAUUCAGACGAACGCUUGACGGACGAACAAGUUAAUCUGAUAAUAGAGUAUGCUUCUAAGUUACGUGCAAGUCCUGUAGAAGAAGAAGGUCAACUCGGGGAAGGUUAAAAGUAAAUUAUUUCGGAUUCUGAAAAUUUUUUUAAGGCCACUGAAUAAAGCCGAAAAACUGAAAUUAGCACGCAAGUGGAGAAAAGUGCUUAUAGCAAAUAAAAAGUUUUAUGUCAGAACAGAUGCUAGAAAGCAUCUACUUCCAAGACGAUAUACCUGCCUCUUUCCACAGACUUCUGUUCGGAGCAGCAUUUUACUUGACAGUAGUCUUACGAAUUAGCGCUUUAUACUGUAACGAUAAUGAAUUGUCUUGAAUAAAGAUAUUCGCUGAAUUUG
Messenger RNA from Malaya genurostris, 797 nucleotides. It is a transcript of the gene Polr3I, whose product is annotated as DNA-directed RNA polymerase III subunit RPC9. Gene Ontology annotation, biological process: transcription initiation at RNA polymerase III promoter. Gene Ontology annotation, cellular component: RNA polymerase III complex. Bases 129 to 521 code for a protein of 130 amino acids. Lineage: Eukaryota; Metazoa; Arthropoda; Insecta; Diptera; Culicidae. The record is from RefSeq and is a predicted model, not a curated record. Gene Ontology annotation, molecular function: nucleotide binding. The transcript is spliced from 2 exons.